This is a messenger RNA of Microtus oregoni (creeping vole), 659 nucleotides long. RefSeq names its product G protein subunit gamma 10 (gene Gng10). NCBI's taxonomy places the organism in Eukaryota, Metazoa, Chordata, Mammalia, Rodentia, Cricetidae. Gene Ontology annotation, molecular function: G-protein beta-subunit binding. The record is from RefSeq and is a predicted model, not a curated record. Gene Ontology annotation, cellular component: heterotrimeric G-protein complex. The transcript is spliced from 3 exons. Gene Ontology annotation, biological process: G protein-coupled receptor signaling pathway. Bases 68 to 274 code for a protein of 68 amino acids.
CCGGGGCGACACCCAGCUCGGCCGCGGUUCCGCCCAGUCCGGCCCGCCGCGCGCAGCCUUCGCCGCCAUGUCCGCCGGGGCCAGCGUGAGCGCCCUGCAGCGCCUGGUGGAGCAGCUCAAGCUGGAGGCCGGCGUGGAAAGAAUCAAGGUCUCGCAGGCAGCCGCGGAGCUCCAGCAGUACUGCAUGCAGAAUGCCUGCAAGGAUGCCCUGCUGCUCGGCGUGCCAGCCGGGAGCAAUCCCUUCCGGGAGCCCAGGUCCUGUGCUUUACUCUGAAGACUGGGAAGGAGUUCUGGGAAGCACACGGGGAGAAUGACCGCCCACGUCGCAAGAAGACAGUUUCCACAGCCAAAUCCCAUUCUCUGUUGCCUGGUCCUAGAGCCAAACUCUACAGAAAUCCAUUUUUGUAACCCUCAUCUCCAAAUUUACUGAGUUGCAUCUCUCACCCCAUAGAACCUGUGUUGCUCCGCCGGGGAUACGGGGAUGUCCUACUUACUGGGGGUUUGCAUUUUAGAAGGGAGACGUUUUGUUUUCAAAAACUGAGAUUUGUAAUUUUCCUAACAUUUUUAUACUCUAAUAAAAUUUGUUCAUAAGAAUUUACUAUUACUAAAUGAAGACAAAGUAUAAAAUUGGGGGAAUAAUUGAUAUCUUGAUUUUUUUU